AUGGCUCACAGAUACUCAACGGCGGAGAAAGGAAAGUGGAUCCCUGUACCCUCCCAACAAGAGAGACGCACACCCAUUAAGAUCCCAGAGAGUGACAACUCUACGCUCAUUGAAGAAAAUAAACUUACCCUGAUAGGAAGAGUGAUGAACCCACUAGUCCAAAAACCUCACUGGGUAGUAGAAUGGCUCUCUCAGUUCUGGAAUCUCAACGCGGCUGUUGUGGGAAGACCCCUAGGUCCAGAUCUGUUCAGCUUCAAGUUCGAGACAGAGGAAGACCUAGCAAACAUUCUUCGCAAGUCCCCCUACCACUACAAGAGAUGGAUGCUCGUCCUCCAAAGAUGGGAACCUGUCAUCUCCAACGACUACCCCUCCUCCAUCCUGUUUUGGGUCCGGAUCCAUGGGGUCCCGCUACACUACUGGCAAACAAUAACAUUCCACUCCAUUGGGAAAGCUCUCGGUAGAAUCGUUGAUGAAGAUAUCCCAGAGGGAAGGCUACGUCUAGAACUAAACGGACUGAAGCCGUUGGAAAUGAAGCUACCAAUCAGUAUACCUUCCGGGGAAGUCAUCUGGAUUACUCUAGAAUACGAAAAGCUUGAAAAGCACUGUUUCCACUGCUACUCCCUCAUGCAUGAGGAAAAGGAAUGCCCUCUAAAGCCCGCUAACACAACCACAGAACAAACUACCAGGGGAAUAAACCAACUCAACACGGUUUCAACCCUAGAAGAAUAUAGACGGAGGAACCAGAAUAGACUGGGAGACCUUCCACCAAGAAGACCUGAAGCUUCACAGAAUAGAGAAAUCUCCAGUUACCACCACAGAGAUUUACAACCCCGGGAAAGAGACCAAUCUCGUUCUGACAACAGGAGAGACUACUCUCCCAGGAAAUCAAGAGUCUUGGAAGAGCGCCUCCGCUACCCACCUCAUUGGGAUUCUCAUAGAAAUGCCAGCCGUGAAUACAACCGCCUGGAUGACAGGGCUUCGAGCAGAGGAGACUCUCGGCUCCACUUGAAGGAAAGAACUCCUCAAUACUUCAGACCCAUAGCUCGGAACGACAAAGAACCCUCCUCUAAAGCGGGCAGCAAAUCAGAAAAUGCUGACAUAACUAGCCCACCGAGAUUCAUUUCAGACAUCCAAGGUAACUUGCACAGGACCACACCUCAACCCUCCCAAAGAACUCAAAUCUCUCAUACACCCUCACCAACCCCUUUAAGAGAACCUAUGUUAUUACCGUCGCAUACGGAAGUAGGGGAAGGCAUCAUCCCAUCAGCUCAACGCAGAUCAGCCUUGGACAUAAUUUCUUCACAAAGUCCCCCAGUCCCUCCAAGGAGCCACGAGGGAUCUAGUCUGCUCUCUGAACGUCUCCAGGAAGUGAAAAUCCAGUACGACGAAAUCAUUGGAGACAAACCACAAGGAAAACAGCUUCAACCUCUAAAACAAUAG
Thlaspi arvense is the source of this 1440-nucleotide messenger RNA. The record is from the annotation of a GenBank genome assembly. Lineage: Eukaryota; Viridiplantae; Streptophyta; Magnoliopsida; Brassicales; Brassicaceae.